GCAGCUACACACUUAAGUGGGACUUAAAAAUAUAUAAAGUCAAGCUGUAGUCAAGUUAUUUGUUCAUGCAAUCUUGCCUAGUUACUUUGAAUUAUGACAGAGUUGGCUGUAAGGACUCGAUGGAUGUUUGCUGUUGUGAAACUUUCUCUGCUUUAUGCAGCUUUGCUCCAGGACCACUUCUGUGAAGCUUCAUGCAACAAUGCAGGAACCAGGAUGAAAAACAUACUGUUUAUUUCUCCUCAAACUAUUACGCACAUUACUACUUUUCCAACAGAUGCUGUCUAUAUAAAGGAGAAUGGAACUAAGCUGUGUUUCAACCUCCAGGAAAAUAAUACAGGUUGUUGUUCAAGUGGAGCUUUCGACUGCAGUCCCAAAAUAAAUUUGACUGGUGAUUGUUACAGACUAACGCUGAGUGAAGCAGCAUUAUGCAACCAAGAUGUUGUUGUGUUACAGAACCCAACAUAUAAUUUUUCAUGUAUGCCAUCAACGUUCUACAACUCACAAGGUUUGAUGCUGAACAUUCACAACUGCUUAAAAAUGGGUGGACCGACCAUUAGGCUUGGCCUGGAUCAGGUGUUUGGAAAUCCAACUUUUGAGAAACCGUUAUGUGAAGGUACAUGGCCAAGAUUGAGGAUCAAUUCUUCUUGUCGAAACAACAAUGAAAGUACUACUGCAUCCAGGAGCACCCAAAGCAGUUUGGUUUCUCGAACAACUAAUGUGACGUUACCACCUACAAACAAUAGCACUUCAUCAGGGAUUGCACAACCAGAAAGUGCUAACACAACCUCAAAUUUCAGCACCUCAAGCAGUUCAGUUUCUCAAACAAGCGAUAUGAUGACGCAACCUACAAAUGGAAGCACUUCAUCAGGUGCAACAGACCAAGAUCCUUUGCUUGCAACCCCAAAUAUCAGCCCUUCAAACACUUCUACUCCUCAAACAAGUGUUUUGACGUUGCCACCUGAAAGCAAUUUAACAAGUGCAACAGACCAAGAUGGUCUUAAAGGCCAAAAUAUCACCACCUCCAGCAAAACUGUUUCUCCAACAAGUAAUAAGACGUCACAACCUACAAAUGACACCACUUCAUCGGGGAGUGCAAGUCAACAUACUUUGUUUACAACUUCAAACUCAAACAGUUCUAAUUCUCUAGAAAGUUAUUUGACAUCACUGCCUUCAAAUGAAAGCACUUCAUCAGGAACAACAAAAGCAGAUAAUUUGUUUACAACCUCCAAUUUGAGUGACUCAAGAAGUUCUGUGUCACAAAAAUAUUUGACAUCAUCACCUACAAACAACAGCAUUUCAUUGGGCACUACACAGUCAGAAAGUCAAGAAACGAGACCCAAUAUCAGCAACGCCAACAGUUCUUUUGCUCAAACAAACCACUUGACGUCACAACCUACAAAUGACAGCACUUCAUCAGAUGCAACAGACAGAAAUGAUUUGUCUACAAGCCCAACUUUCAACAACUCCAGUAGUUCUGUUUCUCAAACAAGUUACUCGACGUUGCCACCUGAAAGCACUUCAACAAGUGCAACAGACCAAGAUGGUUUAACAGGCCAAAAUAUCACCACCUCCAGCAAAUCUGUUUCUCCAACAAGUAAUAAGGCUUCCAGUCGUACAAAUGACACCACUUCACUGGGGAGUGCAAGUCAACAUACUUUUACAACUUCAAACUCAAACAGUUCUAAUUCUAAUGAAAGUUAUUUGACAUCACUGCCUUCAAAUGAAAGCACUUCAUCAGGAACAACAAAAACAGAUCAUUUGUUUACAACCUCCAAUUUGAGUGACUCAAGAAAUUCUGUGUCUCAAAAAUAUUUGACGUCACAACUUACAAAUGAAAGCACUUCAUCAGAUGCAACAGACCAAGAAACUUUGUUUACAACCCCAACAUUCAACACCUCCAGCAGUUCUGAUGCUCAAACAAGAAAUGAGGCUACAAAAAUGUCAGAAAACAUGACUUCACCAGAGACUUCAGACAACAAUGGUUUGUCUGCAAGCCCGACUUUCAGUAACUCUAGCAGUUCUGGUCUUCAAACAGGUUAUGUGGAUUCAGAAAGUACAAACACCAUCAAUUCAUCAGGGAGUAUAGAUAGAAAUGAUUUGUCUACAAGCCAAACUUUCAACAACUCCAGCAGUUCUGUUUCUCAAACAAGCUAUUUGACGUUGCCACCUGAAAGCACUUCAACAAGUGCAACAGACCAAGAUGGUUUUACAGGCCAAAAUAUCACCACCUCCAGCAAAUCUGUUUCUCCAACAAGUAAUAAGGCUUCCAAUCGUACAAAUGACACCACUUCACUGGGGAGUGCAAGUCAACAUACUUUGUUUACAACUUCAAACUCAAACAGUUCUAAUUCUAAUGAAAGUUAUUUGACAUCACUGCCUUCAAAUGAAAGCACUUCAUCAGGAACAACAAAAACAGAUCAUUUGUUUACAACCUCCAAUUUGAGUGACUCAAGAAGUUCUGCGUCACAAAAAUAUUUGACAUCAUCACCUACAAACAACAGCAUUUCAUUGGGCACUACACAGUCAGAAAGUCAAGAAACGAGACCCAAUAUCAGCAACGUCAGCAGUUCUUUUGCUCAAACAAACCACUUGACGUCAAAACCUACAAAUGAAAGUAUUUCAUCAGAUGCAACAGCCAAAGAAACUUUGAUUACAAGCCCAAAUUUCAACAACUCCAGAAGUUCUGAUGCUCAAACAAGUUAUUUGACGUUACCACCUGAAAGCACUUCAACAAGUGCAACAGACCAAGAUGGUUUUACAGCCCAAAAUAUCACCACCUCCAACAAAUCUGUUUCUCCAACAAGUACUAAGACGACACAACCUACAAAUGAAAGCACUUCAACAAGUGCAACCGACCAAGAAACUUUGUUUACAACCCCAACAUUCAACACCUCCAGCAGUUCUGAUGCUCAAACAAGAAAUGAGGCUACAAAAAUGUCAGAAAACAUGACUUCACCAGAGACUUCAGACAACAAUGGUUUGUCUACAAGACCGACUUUCAGUAACUCUAGCAGUUCUGGUCUUCAAACAGGUUAUGUGGAUUCAGAAAGUACAAACACCAUCAAUUCAUCAGGGAGUAUAGAUAGAAAUGAUUUGUCUACAAGCCAAACUUUCAACAACUCCAGCAGUUCUGUUUCUCAAACAAGUUACUCGACGUUGCCACCUGAAAGCACUUCAACAAGUGCAACAGACCAAGAUGGUUUUACAGGCCAAAAUAUCACCACCUCCAGCAAAUCUGUUUCUCCAACAACUAAUAAGGCAUCCAAUCGUACAAAUGACACCACUUCACUGGGGAGUGCAAGUCAACAUACUUUGUUUACAACUUCAAACUCAAACAGUUCUAAUUCUAAUGAAAGUUAUUUGACGUUACUGUCUUCAAAUGAAAGCACUUCAUCAGGAACAACAAAAGCAGAUAAUUUGUUUACAACCUCCGAUUUUAGUGACUCAAGAAGUUCUGUGUCACAAAAAUAUUUGCCGUCACAACUUACAAAUGAAAGCACUUCAACAAGUGCAACCGACCAAGAAACUUUGUUUACAACCCCAACAUUCAACACCUCCAGCAGUUCUGAUUCUCAAACAAGAAAUGAGGCUACAAAAAUGUCAGAAAACAUGACUUCACCAGAGACUUCAGACAACAAUGGUUUGUCUACAAGCCCGACUUUCAGUAACUCUAGCAGUUCUGGUCUUCAAACAGGUUAUGUGGAUUCAGAAAGUACAAACACCAUCAAUUCAUCAGGGAGUAUAGAAAGAAAUGAUUUUUCUACAAGCCAAACUUUCAACAACUCCAGUAGUUCUGUUUCUCAAACAAGUUACUCGACGUUGCCACCUGAAAGCACUUCAACAAGUGCAACAGACCAAGAUGGUUUUACAGGCCAAAAUAUCACCACCUCCAGCAAAUCUGUUUCUCCAACAAGUAAUAAGGCUUCCAGUCGUACAAAUGACACCACUUCACUGGGGAGUGCAAGUCAACAUACUUUGUUUACAAUUUCAAACUCAAACAGUUCUUCUUCUCAUGAAAGUUAUUUGACAUCACUGCCUUCAAAUGAAAGCACUUCAUCAGGAACAACAAAAACAGAUCAUUUGUUUACAACCUCCAAUUUGAGUGACUCAAGAAGUUCUGUGUCACAAAAAUAUUUGACAUCAUCACCUACAAACAACAGCAUUUCAUUGGGCACUGCACAGUCAGAAAGUCAAGAAAUGAGACCCAAUAUCAGCAACGUCAGCAGUUCUUUUGCUCAAACAAACCACUUGACGUCAAAACCUACAAAUGAAAGUAUUUCAUCAGAUGCAACAGCCAAAGAAACUUUGAUUACAAGCCCAAAUUUCAACAACUCCAGCAGUUCUGAUGCUCAAACAAGUUAUUUGACGUUGCCACCUGAAAGCACUUCAACAAGUGCAACAGACCAAGAUGGUUUUACAGCCCAAAAUAUCACCACCUCCAACAAAUCUGUUUCUCCAACAAGUAAUAAGACGACACAACCUACAAAUGAAAGCACUUCAACAAGUGCAACCGACCAAGAAACUUUGUUUACAACCCCAACAUUCAACACCUCCAGCAGUUCUGAUGCUCAAACAAGAAAUGAGGCUACAAAAAUGUCAGAAAACAUGACUUCACCAGAGACUUCAGACAACAAUGGUUUGUCUGCAAGCCCGACUUUCAGUAACUCUAGCAGUUCUGGUCUUCAAACAGGUUAUGUGGAUUCAGAAAGUACAAACACCAUCAAUUCAUCAGGGAGUAUAGAUAGAAAUGAUUUUUCUACAAGCCAAACUUUCAACAACUCCAGCAGUUCUGUUUCUCAAACAAGUUACUCGACGUUGCCACCUGAAAGCACUUCAACAAGUGCAACAGACCAAGAUGGUUUUACAGGCCAAAAUAUCACCACCUCCAGCAAAUCUGUUUCUCCAACAAGUAAUAAGGCAUCCAAUCGUACAAAUGACACCACUUCACUGGGGAGUGCAAGUCAACAUACUUUGUUUACAACUUCAAACUCAAACAGUUCUAAUUCUAAUGAAAGUUAUUUGACGUUACUGUCUUCAAAUGAAAGCACUUCAUCAGGAACAACAAAAACAGAUAAUUUGUUUACAACCUCCAAUUUGAGUGACUCAAGAAGUUCUGUGUCACAAAAAUAUUUGACGUCACAACCUACAAAUGAAAGCACUUCAACAAGUGCAACCGACCAAGAAACUUUGUUUACAACCCCAACAUUCAACAACUCCAGCAUUUCUGAUGCUCAAACAAGAAAUGAGGCUUUAAAAAUGUCAGAAAACAUGACUUCACCAGAGACUUCAGACAACAAUGGUUUGUCUACAAGCCCGACUUUCAGUAACUCUAGCAGUUCUGGUCUUCAAACAGGUUAUGUGACAUCAUCACCUACAAACAACAGCAUUUCAUUGGGCACUGCACAGUCAGAAAGUCAAGAAACGAGACCCAAUAUCAGCAACGUCAGCAGUUCUUUUGCUCAAACAAACCACUUGACGUCACAACCUACAAAUGAAAGCACUUCAUCAGAUGCAACAGACAAAGAAACUUUGACUACAAGCCCAAAUUUCAACAACUCCAGUAGUUCUGUUUCUCAAACAAGUCAUUUGACGUUGCCACCUGAAAGCACUUCAACAAGUGCAACAGACCAAGAUGGUUUUACAGGCCAAAAUAUCGCCACCUCCAGCAAAUCUGUUUCUCCAACAAGUAAUAAGGCUUCCAGUCGUACAAAUGACACCACUUCAUCGGGGAGUGCAAGUCAACAUACUUUGUUUACAACUUCAAACUCAAACAGUUCUUCUUCUCAUGAAAGUUAUUUGACGUUACUGCCUUCAAAUGAAAGCACUUCAUCAGGAACAACAAAAGCAGAUAAUUUGUUUACAACCUCCAAUUUGAGUGACUCAAGAAGUUCUGCGUCACAAAAGUAUUUGACAUCAUCACCUACAAACAACAGCAUUUCAUUGGGCACUACACAGUCAGAAAGUCAAGAAAUGAGACCCAAUAUCAGCAACGUCAGCAGUUCUUUUGCUCAAACAAACCACUUGGUCCCUCAACAUGCAACAUCGGGGACAACAACAUCAAGCCCAACUUCUACUUUGGCCCCUCAACCUGCAACAUCGGGGACAACAACAUCAAGCCCAACUUCUACUUUAGCCCCUCAACCUGCAACAUCGGGGACAACAACAUCAAGCCCAACUUCUACUUUAGCCCCUCAACCUGCAACAUCGGGGACAACAACAUCAAGCCCAACUUCUACUUUGGCCCCUCAACCUGCAACAUCGGGGACAACAACAUCAAGCCCAACUUCUACUUUAGCCCCUCAACCUGCAACAUCGGGGACAACAACAUCAAGCCCAACUUCUACUUUGGCCCCUCAACCUGCAACAUCGGGGACAACAACAUCAAGCUCAACUUCUACUUUAGCCCCUCAACCUGCAACAUCGGGGACAACAACAUCAAGCCCAACUUCCACUUUAGCCCCUCAACCUGCAACAUCGGGGACAACAACAUCAAGCCCAACUUCCACUUUAGCCCCUCAACCUGCAACAUCGGGGACAACAACAUCAAGCCCAACUUCUACUUUAGCCCCUCAACCUGCAACAUCGGGGACAACAACAUCAAGCCCAACUUCCACUUUAGCCCCUCAACCUGCAACAUCGGGGACAACAACAUCAAGCCCAACUUCUACUUUAGCCCCUCAACCUGCAACAUUGGGGACAACAACAUCAAGCCCAACUUCUACUUUGGCCCCUCAACCUGCAACAUCGGGGACAACAACAUCAAGCCCAACUUCUACUUUAGCCCCUCAACCUGCAACAUCGGGGACAACAACAUCAAGCCCAACUUCUACUGCAUCAACCACUACCACUUCUUCAACAACUCUGUCCAGCAUGUUGUUAGAUAAUAACCCAAACUUUAGUUCUAAGGAACAGAAUCAAACUGGGAACGCUGAGAAUGCAGCAAAUACCAUGAGUAAAAUUAAAAUUAUUGAAGAAUUAAUGGGCAAUAGGAGCACAGCCAGCAUCACAAUUGGUAAAAUUCAAGGAGUGUUUGCUAAACUGACACCACAAAAUCAGGAAAACAAGAACUUUUUCUUCACAUCAAGUGGAGAUAUGAAGAUUUCAUCAGAAAGCAACAAUUUGGCGACAGACUUAGUUCUAUCAGUUCAUCUUCCUAAAGAAGCCAGUGAAAUGGCCUUAAAGAAAAAUGGCUCCUAUAUUGGAAUCUUGCUUUUUCCAGAAAUUCCUAAGAUCAACGCAACAAGUAAUUUUUUUAAGAAUCAAAUCCUGGGGAUUGAGAUGGGAGUGAACAUAUCUAACCUUUCAGAGACCAUCAAUAUUCAGUUCAAUAACGUGAAUACGACUGGACAGAGUGUUUCUUGCAUAUCAUGGGAUGGGAGAAGUAACCAGCCAGGUGGCGCACACAGCUGGAUCACAGAUGGCUGCGAAACAAUAGAAGUCAACAGCAGCAUCACAUGCCAAUGCUCUCACCUUACCUUCUUUGCUCUUCUUAUGUCAUCAGGGAAUGCAAAUAUUAGUUCUUCUGACUUGAAAACCCUGACCCAAAUCACAAAAGCUGGCUGUGGCAUAUCCUUGUUCUUCCUGGGUGUGGCUCUCUAUAUGCAUUUUCUCUUAAGGAAAAAUAAAGCCAGUGAAGCUGUAAAGAUCCUCAUGAAUCUCUUUAUCGCCCUGUUCCUCCUGAACCUUUGCUUCUUGGUAAAUGAGUCGAUUGCUAAACUGAAGGUCUCAGCAGCUUGUGUGGCGAUGGCAGCGGCUCUGCAUUACAGCAUGCUGGCCACAUUCACAUGGUUCUUCAUGCAGGCCUUGCACCUGUACUUCAAUCUACAACAGAUCUCCACAGACAUCAAAUAUUACAUGCACAAGAUUUGCAUCGCGGGAUGGGUCAUUCCCGCUCUGCUUGUGAUUGGACUUCUUGCCUCUAGUAACUAUGGUAACGUGGACAUUUCUGAUAAUAAUGGGACUUCGGUAAACAUGUGUUGGAUCCCUGACUCUACAUUACACUUAGGAGUGAACAUUGGUUACUAUGGAAUUGUGUUCAUCUUCACUCUAAUCGUAUUCCUUGUAGCUGUAGUGCAGAUCACUAAAUUUUCAUCUAAAGCAGACAACAAGGACAAAAUCUCUACCAAGAAAAGAUUUUUCUCUCUUCUGGGUCUUUUCUGUCUUUUGGGCAUCAGCUGGGGAUUUGCUUUUUUCAGCUAUGGCCCUCUGCUCCUUCCCUCCUACUACAUCUUUACCAUCCUCAACUCCUUUCAAGGAUUCUUCUUGUUCGUUUACUACUACUUCUCCAGCAGAAUUCGUCCAGAGGACAAAAAACUAUCCGAGAACAGCAGCCGCGCCACAGAGAAUGUGUACAUCACAACUCCUUAUGCAUAAGCUCCUAAUUCUUCAAUGUUUUGUUUCUCUCACCAACGUGGACAUGAAAAUAUGUUAUGGCAAAACUGAAAUCUAAUACCAAAAGUGCUCCUAUUUGAGUUCCAAUCUGGUUGAAUAUAUUAGUUUUAUUUUCUGCUGAUCCCAAUAUUUUUCAAUCCAUAGAACUUUUUGUAAACAUAAAGGAUAUUUUAAUUCUCUGUGAACAUAAAUAUACCACAAGGACAUUAUCACUUAAUAUGCUAUAUUUUGUACACUGAUCUUCAGUUAUGCUAAUACCAGCACCAUGGUUUCUUGACUUCAAAAUCAAUUUUUAUUUUUCAAAGCCAUAUGUUGGAAGUGAGCACAUACAAACCCACACAAAUUCAGCUGCAGGACUCCUUUCAAUCUCUCAAUGACCACAGAGGUUGUGAUCCUUAAAAUUGUGUAGCUUUUAAUAUUCUCCUUUUGUCUCUGCAGACUAUUGAAAGCAGAAGUUUAUUUAUUUUCUGCUACAGCUAAAAUAUCAAACUUAGACAAGUUUAAAAUGAGAUGAUUGAAUUAGAAGUCUGAAAAAAUGGCAACAAAUCACAAUGCUUUCCACUUUCCCUCCUCAUCACUCUGAUGCUGGGGAUACAUUUUUUACCUUUUACCUGUGGCGGAAACAAAGUGGGGCAAAUAACUGCUCUGGAAAACUAUCCUGGCUCCAGGAAAAUGUCUUAGUGCACCUUCAAACACCUUUUUGGUUUUAUGAGAUUUGUGAGAUUGUUUGGACACUAGAGGGUAGCAUUUUACUGUUGAGACAACUUUCCCUGCUUUGCAAGCAACAUAAAAAGUAUUCUGUCCUCAGCUGCUGCUGACCUGGUUUAUCUUCCAUAAGAUGAAGAGAUGGAGAACUCCUCUGCAAGUUAUUAGUCUGAAUGACUCCAUGUUUCAAUUAAAGUCUUGCCUUAAUUUC
Messenger RNA from Gambusia affinis (western mosquitofish), 9307 nucleotides. RefSeq names its product serine-rich adhesin for platelets-like. The record is from RefSeq and is a predicted model, not a curated record. Gene Ontology annotation, cellular component: membrane. Bases 94 to 8373 code for a protein of 2759 amino acids. Gene Ontology annotation, biological process: adenylate cyclase-activating G protein-coupled receptor signaling pathway; cell surface receptor signaling pathway. Gene Ontology annotation, molecular function: G protein-coupled receptor activity. Lineage: Eukaryota; Metazoa; Chordata; Actinopteri; Cyprinodontiformes; Poeciliidae. The transcript has 80 exons.